Dendroctonus ponderosae (mountain pine beetle) is the source of this 1735-nucleotide messenger RNA. RefSeq names its product golgin subfamily A member 6-like protein 22. The transcript has 10 exons. NCBI's taxonomy places the organism in Eukaryota, Metazoa, Arthropoda, Insecta, Coleoptera, Curculionidae. Bases 131 to 1699 code for a protein of 522 amino acids. The record is from RefSeq and is a predicted model, not a curated record.
GGUUGUAAGUUUGUUGGCAACGGUAAUCAACACAGCGACAGCAGUCGUAAAGUUGUGCUGAAGCCCCUACGGUUCGCAAAAACACUCAAACUCAUAAAGAUUUUAGUUGACUUCAAGUUUCUCUUCGCGAAUGGAUUCCAGAUGGUUCUUGUUUCCAGGUCAAACAUUGGAAAACACAAAAAUCUCCGACAGACAACAUGCGCUUCACAUUACGAAAACUGGCUGGGACGGUAUAACCAAACACUUGGACCGGAAAAAGAUUCUGCAAGAAGCUGCCGAUAAAGAAGCCGCCAUUAAAAGAUAUCUGGAUGAAGGCUCGAAAAAUAUGACAAAAGAAUGGGAAAACUCCCUGGAGAACGUGCGCAAACGGAAGGAGGAAGAACGUGUGCAACUACUGGAGAAAAAGAAGGAAGAGCGACAGCUGCGGUUUCUAGAGCUGAGGAAAGAGCAGGAGGAAAUCCGGGAAAAGUACAUGGAAAAAGUGAAGAAGCAAAUAUUUAUGACAACAGGGCACGCCAGAGAUUUGACUAGCGCCCUGGUAACAUCGGAAAUACUGUUCGAAAGACAAAAGCAACAGGAGUUUAUGGAGAAAUUAAAGCAACAUGAAAAAGAUGAAAAUCAGAAAUAUCUGGAAAUCCAACAGCAAAAAGCGGAGGAAGAAAUGGUGGCUGAGGCUGAAAAAGCAAAGAAAAGAUUCGAAAAACAAAUGGAACACAGUGAAAAACUAAAGCAAAAUAUUGAAGAAAAGGCAAAACACGAGAAAGCAAUGCGAGUGGAAAGAGCGAAGAAAGAAGCCCUUGAUAACAUCGAAGCAGUGAAGGAAAUGGAAAAACUUGAAAAAUUGCAAACUGACGAAAAGAUAAGGCGAAAAAAGGAAUUGUUCGAGGACAAAAAGAAAUACUUGCAAAAAGAUCGCGAAAUCAAGCAGCAAAAAAUUAAAGAAGAAAAAGAACUUGACGAAGUCAUAGAAAUAUACAAGGAAGCAAAACAUAGGAUCGACUGCAUGAAGCAGGAACGUGUUCAAGAGAUGAGGGAUGCUGUUCUGAAAAAACAAGAGAAAAUUGCUGCGAUGGUAAUGGCUGAGCAAAUGGAUAAAUCUGAAGCCGAAGAAAAAAUUAUCAAAAAAGCCAUGGCUGAGAAGGAAGCUGCAGAACUUGAAAAAAUGCAAUCGAAAAAAGAGUUUCAAGCCAAAAUGAAGCAGGAGAGGUUACAAAACAGAGCGGAAGUCCUGCGGGUUGAAGAAGAAAAAACGAGAAGGCAAGACGAAAUUAAAAAGUGGGAAUUACUAAACCGCUACAAGGUAGACGAAAAUGUAAAAAAGUAUGAACAGGCCAAGAAAGAGGAAAUGUGGAAGAAAGUAAUUAAGUACCGGAAGGAAUUAUGUGAGCAAAUGGAAGAUGAAAGAUUGGAGCAGCAAAGAGAGAAAGAAUUAGACAACGCGUUACAAAAACCGUGCGUUGAAGAGGAAGAUUCAAAAUUCUUUGAAUACGCUGAAGAGGUGUUGCAACUAGCGAAGAAAAAGGGACGCACCACCAUUCCCAUUGAACGAGUCAUUGUUAAAUAUAUGAAAGAAAUGAAUAUAACAGGGGACAAACAUGAACAGCAAACCAAUCCAUGCAAGUCCACGAUUUCUUUGGAUAUGAAGAAACUGCAAAAAUCAAAGAACAAGCCAUGCAGAUGUUUCCAUUCUAAGGCUUAAAUGAUACUUGCACAAAAAUAUACAGCUUUGAUCUGA